This is a messenger RNA of Dioscorea cayenensis subsp. rotundata (Guinea yam), 1758 nucleotides long. RefSeq names its product cysteine-rich receptor-like protein kinase 10. Gene Ontology annotation, molecular function: protein kinase activity; ATP binding. NCBI's taxonomy places the organism in Eukaryota, Viridiplantae, Streptophyta, Magnoliopsida, Dioscoreales, Dioscoreaceae. The transcript is spliced from 7 exons. Bases 1 to 1497 code for a protein of 498 amino acids. Gene Ontology annotation, biological process: protein phosphorylation. The record is from RefSeq and is a predicted model, not a curated record.
AUGGUCCUGUGCAGUGGUGACAUCAAUAAGACCACUUGCCGGAGCUGCCUUGACGGUGCAAGUGAAGACAUCCUCCAGUUAUGCCCCAACAGCAAGGCUGCUUUCGUAUGGUACGACCCCUGUUUCCUCCGUUAUUCCAACCAGAACUUCGUCUCUUCCACUGUAAACUCUAAUCCACCACCAGUCAUGCCGGACGACCACAGCGUUAAUGGGCCUGGUAAGUUUAAUAAGCUUGUGCUUGAGUUGAUGGAUAUGAUAGCCAAGUAUGCAUCCUAUAACUCAUCCCGGAAAUACGCCACAGGGGAGGCCAAUUCCACUGUAUCAAACACCAAAAUAUAUGGCCAGGCACAGUGCACUCUGGAUUUGUCAGGAGACCAGUGCUAUGGAUGCUUGCUUGAUUCUUUCCGUAUAAUUCCUGGUAAUCAAGAUAAGCAAGGACUGAGAGUUCUUGGAGUUAGGUGCAAUUUCAGGUAUGAUGUGAAUUCAUUCUAUAGUGGUAGUUCCAUGGUGCAGCUCCCUCCUGUUUCUCCUCUUCAAUCUGAUGGUACCAAUUCAACCACGUCCAUUCCGACGGUCACAGUGGAAAGAGAAGGAAACAAACAUAACUAUGUUAUAGUUCUCGCCGUUGCCAUCCCUCUGGUCGUUAGUUUCAUGCUAAUUUGCACCAUUUGCAUUUGCUAUUGGAAGAAAAGGAGAUGUGACAGACCCAGACCCAGAUCAAUCAGAAGCAUAGACUCGAUUCAAUUUGAUCUAUUAACUCUUAGAAACGCAAUAGCAAACUUCUCUAAUGAGAAUAAACUUGGAGAAGGUGGCUUUGGUGCAGUUUACAAGGGCACAUUGCUUGAUGGCAGAGAAAUAGCAGUCAAAAGGCUUUCAAGUGGUUCAGCACAAGGAAUAAGAGAGCUGAAAAGUGAAUUACUGUUGGUUGCAAAGCUUCAACACAGAAACCUUGUGCAGCUUUUGGGAGUUUGCCUGGAAAAACAAGAGAAAAUGCUUAUCUAUGAAUAUCUUCCUAACAGAAGCCUGGACACCAUUCUGUUUGAUUCUAGCAACCAUGAGCAACUAGACUGGGGAAGACGGUACAAGAUCAUCAAUGGAAUCGCCCGUGGAUUGCUAUAUCUGCAUGAAGAUUCUCAGCUAAAGGUUAUACAUCGGGAUAUUAAAGUGAGCAAUAUACUGUUGGAUGAGGACAUGAAUCCAAAAAUUGCAGACUUUGGUUUGGCCAGGCUCAUUGGUUGUGAUCAAACUAGGGAAACUACAAAACAAGUUGCUGGAACAUUUGGAUACAUUGCUCCAGAGUAUGCAAUGCGUGGUCAGUAUUCAUCAAAGUCAGAUAUAUUCAGUUUUGGUGUUUUAGUUUUGGAGAUUCUGACUGGAAAAAAGAACAGCAAUUUUCUUAAGACUGAAGAAGCAAACAACCUGCUAAGCUAUACAUGGCAGAGAAACAAUCUCAGAGAUACUAGACCCAUCUCUGGGGGAUCACUGGUCAAGAAAUGAGGCAUUGAGAUGUAUUCAGAUUGGUUUAUUAUGUGUUCAAGAAGAUCCAGCAAGCAGGCCCAGCAUGUCAGUGGUGGUUCUCAUGCUGAACAAUCACUGUGUGUCCCUUCAAACUCCUUCAAAGCCUGGGAGUUGUGAAUAGUGAUUGUGUACGAGUGGUUCCAGCGCCACGUGAGCGCGGCCCCGUCCCCACUUAUUCCACCGAGGCUUGUGCACGCCCCUGGGGUCUCUAAUGGGUUUGCCCCGCUCUUCUUCCUCAAA